CUGGGGGCAGCCAGCGCUCUACGACAGCGACCAAAAAACGUGCCAGCGGCGCGGCGGUUAGCAGGAGGACCGCAGCAAAAUGGACACCAAGAAGCCGUCGAAGAAGCCCGCCAAGAAGCCGACCGCGGCCAAGGGCAGGCAGGGCCCGCGGCCGCCCGGCGGCGAAAAGCGCUGGGUCCGCGCCUGCCUCGAGCUCUGCGGGGGCAGCUUCGAGGCCCCGAUCCGGUGCAAGACGUGGCGCGAGGCGUUCACGCGGCUCGAGGCCGCGCGCGCGGACUUCGUGCGGGACACGACGCGCAAGGCGGGGAGCUACGAGGCCGACGCGCGCUGGGCGCCGCCGCCGACGCUCCCCUUCGGCGGCGAGACGUGGACGAGGCGGGAGCCGCCGGACGCCCUCCGCGUCGCCUUCGAGCGCUGCGGCCUGCUCUUCCCGGACCUGGUCGACGGCGCGGGCGACCCGCAGACGGACACCUUCCCGGUAGGGGUGGCGAUUUACGAUCGCGACUGGGACGCAGUCGAGGAGGACGACGGCGCCUGCUCCUACGUGCUGGGCAAGGCCGGCGCCGGGAACGCGGCCCUCGCGGAGUCGCUCUACAAGCUCGCGGCCGCGACGGGCUCCAAGGCCCUCGAGACGCUCGAGGACGACGACGUGCAUCAAUUGGUUGGCAAGGUGCGCACAGUCCGGCAGCUCCUGGAGGCGGGCCCGUCGCCCGUGCUGGCGGACGCCUCGAGCAAGCUGCUCCGGGGGCGGUGCCUCGAGCUCAUGGUGACGAAGGCGAUCGCGGACUGCGACGCGUUCGUCGCGUUCUGCGCGUCGCGCCUGACGCCGGCCCAGGGGCUCAAGGUCGUGCGGGACGCCGUGCAGUCGCUGGGCUACAACGGGGACAGCCUGCGCGAGACGUGCGCGGACUGCGACGGCGCCGUGCGGCUCGCCGCGGUCGCGCCGGAGGACAACGACGGCGACGUGUACGUCGUCGGCGCGGACGCCGUGGCGCGGAAACUGCGGGAGGCCGCCGCCGCCGUCGCGGGCGGCGGCGUCCCGGAGUUUCCGCUGGCCUUCGCCGAGACGGACGUCGAGGCGUUCCUCAAGGAUGUGCUGCGGCGGGAGGACGGGGCGCUGCGGGAGGCCAUCCGCAGGGAGCUCCGGGCCGCCGAGGGCCUGCCCGAGCGACCGACGCCGCGGAAGGGCGCGCGCGUUUUGGCACCCUGGACCGACGGCACGCUGUACGCGGCCAAGGUGACGGCGGUCGAGGGCGCGUCCGUGUCUCUCGUCUUCGACGACGGCGACACGCGCGACGGCGUCGCGUGGGCGGCCUGCGAGCUUCCGGACUUCCUCGACGACGACGCCGUCGAUUCGGACGACGACGACGAAUCCGACGGGAACGACGACGUCGUGCCCCUUGGGCUGUCGCUGAGCGACCGCAUGAGCCUCUUCCCCGGCGCCGGGCUGAAGGACGGCUCCAACGACCACGAGGGCCACAUGGCCUGCGUCUACGUCGCGCCGACGUGGGCGCUGCUCCUGCUCUACAAGACGGCGUCCUGCUGAACGUCGAAUUCCCUUCCCUCCCCCCGUUCAAGUUAGAUUAAUUCGAAGACCACCUUUACCUCUGACUUAGGGCGAACUGGAG
This is a messenger RNA of Pelagomonas calceolata, 1628 nucleotides long. NCBI's taxonomy places the organism in Eukaryota, Pelagophyceae, Pelagomonadales, Pelagomonadaceae. The record is from the annotation of a GenBank genome assembly.